This is a messenger RNA of Rhodotorula toruloides NP11, 2163 nucleotides long. RefSeq names its product regulator of chromosome condensation. Gene Ontology annotation, molecular function: guanyl-nucleotide exchange factor activity. Gene Ontology annotation, cellular component: cytoplasm. The record is from RefSeq and is a predicted model, not a curated record. NCBI's taxonomy places the organism in Eukaryota, Fungi, Basidiomycota, Microbotryomycetes, Sporidiobolales, Sporidiobolaceae. The transcript has 5 exons. Bases 1 to 2163 code for a protein of 720 amino acids.
AUGCCGCCUCGCAGAGCCCGCGCGUCGUCCGUCUCAUCCACCACCUCCGCCUCCAACCCCCUCCGACGCUCCUCGCGCGCCUCGAACCCCCCUCCCCCUCUCUCCGCUCCAAAGAACCCCUCGACGCCCUCCAAAAAGCGCAAAGUCGUUUCAUCUGGCCGCGGGAGGCGCGCGAGUAGCGUGAUGGAGGAGAGCGAGGAGGAAAGUGAGGACGACGAGGAGAGUUCUGAAGACGAGGGUACCGCACGCGGCAGGAAGCGCAAGGCUCCUUCGAAGAGCACGCCUCGCAAGAAAGUCGUCGGCGGUGCGAAAGCCCCCCGCGCACUCAAGGCCGCUCCGAAGCCCAAAGCCAUCAUUUCCGGCCUGAACGCCCUCCCGACUCGUUUCCUCCCCUUCCCUCCGCACUCGUCCUUCUCCUCCCUGACCGACUUGGACGCCCUUCCCUCCCCUUCGGACGCCCCUCGCGCAAUCUUCGUCUUCGGGACAGGCGACAUGGGCCAAAACGGGCUCGGCGUCGACGACCCCAAGGCUUUGGACGAGAUCACCCGUCCGAGGAGGCACGUUGGGUUUGUCAAGAAGGUUGAGGAGGGUGAGGAAGGGUGGGAAGGUGGAGUCGCGGAUUUGGUUUGCGGUGGGAUGCACACGCUUGCGGUUGACGGGGAGGGGCGCGUCUGGUCCUGGGGCAUCAACGACAACGCCGCCCUCGGCCGCCUCACGACCAAACCCGGUUUCACCUCUGAAGAACUCGAAGCCACGCCCGGGAUGGUCGAGAACCUCCCGAUCGAGUCGUUCAAGGCUGUCAGGGUCGCGGCGGGCGAUAGUGUCAGUUUGGCGAUUAGCGAGAGGGGUGAGGUGAGGGCUUGGGGGUCGUUCAGGGCCGCCGAAGGACUCCUCGGCUUUGACGGUUCCGCCGGCUCGUCCAAGACUCAACUCGUGCCGACCGCCCUGCGCAACCUCGACAAGCACACGAUCGUCCAGAUCGCGACGGGCGACGACCACUUCCUUGCGCUCACGAGUACCGGGAUGGUGUUCGCGUGCGGGAAUGGAGAGCAGCAUCAGUUGGGGAGGAAGAUCAUCCAGCGCCACAAGGAGCACGGCCUGACGCCGGAACGCCUCGCGUUGAAGAACAUCGUCCUCGUCGGCUCGGGUUCGUACCACUCCUUCGCGGUCGACCAGAAGGGCGAAGUCUAUGCGUGGGGUCUCAACUCGUACCACCAGACGGGCGUCUCGGACGAAGACGGCGGCUACGCCGACGUGAUCCAGACUCCUACGCUCGUCGCCUCGCUCUCGCCCUCGAAGCACGACGGCGCGCGCGUCGUCCAGAUCGCAGGCGGAGUGCACCACUCGCUGUUCCUGUUCUCGAACGGCGAGGUGUGGGCUUGUGGGCGCUCGGACGGCCACGAGGUCGGAUUGCCUGACGACCAUGCCGAGAUGGUUGCCAGCAACGAGCGCAAGCAGGAGGCGAAGCGUGCGCGUGCCGAGCGCGAGCAGCAGGAGCUCGCGUCGAUGAGGGGCGAGGACGGCGCGGUCACGCGCACGAACGAGGACGGCUCGACGAUGACUUCAGAGGAGGCCGCUCUCGCCGCUGCCGAAGCUGCGGCGCGCGGCGUCCCCCUCCCGAACGACUACAUCCCUCUCCCGACGCGCCUCUCGUUCCCCAAGGAGCCGAAGGAGUGGCAGCGCGACGUCAAGCGCGCCGACGACCUCGACGACUUUUGCACCGAGGCGACGCACAUCGUCCAGAUCGCCGCCGGCACGCGUCACAACUUUGCCGUCUCGGCUCGCGGGUACGCGUACUCGUGGGGCGUUGGAGCGAGUGCGCAGCUCGGACAAGGGCCGGAGGAGGAGAUUGAGGAGCCGACGCGCAUCUUCAACACGGCGCUCAGCGGCGUUCGGGUCUUGCGCGCCGAGACGGGCGGUCAGCACUCGGUCAUCGUCGGUAUUGACCGCGACUACGAGGACAAGAAGGCUGAGCGCGAGAAGAAACGCAAGGAGAAGGAGGAGGCUGAGGCGGCUGCCAAGAAGGAGGCUGAGCCGGUCGUCAACGGCACGGGCGAGGCGGAGCAGGACGGUGACGUUAAGAUGGCCGACGGCGAGGAGAAGAAGGAGGGAGACGCCGCUCACCCCGUGGGCGAGGCGAAGGAGCCGGUCGUCAUCGUCUGA